AUGGCCGUUCCCAACGGGAGAGACGUGACGAGCAGCGACGACCCCAGCAGCAAAGCCCCGAUAGCCUUCCCAGACUUCAGGCUGUUUGAUUCGGCUCAGGACAUACUUGAUCACAACAAGCGCAUCAUCAAGGAAAUCAAAGCCAACCACGAGUCGCAGACGCCGGAGGCACUCGCGCGGAACUGCUUCCUCAUACGAGAGCUCAACACUAACAUAGCGGCGGUCAUGCGAGCAUAUCGGAGCAUAGGGGACAGCUUUUCGCAGUACAUGUCGCAGCACCAGCAGCCAUACCUGCAGCCCCCGGUUGGACAGCAGGGUUACGGUGACAACAACACCAGCGAAGCUGCUGCAGCCGCCGCAGUGCCGCAGGCACCACCAAGGUGA
This is a messenger RNA of Chlorella variabilis, 384 nucleotides long. RefSeq lists its product as hypothetical. The transcript is spliced from 3 exons. Bases 1 to 384 code for a protein of 127 amino acids. The record is from RefSeq and is a predicted model, not a curated record. Lineage: Eukaryota; Viridiplantae; Chlorophyta; Trebouxiophyceae; Chlorellales; Chlorellaceae. Gene Ontology annotation, biological process: positive regulation of circadian rhythm.